Amblyraja radiata (thorny skate) is the source of this 1956-nucleotide messenger RNA. Its product is annotated as NACHT, LRR and PYD domains-containing protein 3-like. The transcript is spliced from 4 exons. Gene Ontology annotation, cellular component: cytoplasm. NCBI's taxonomy places the organism in Eukaryota, Metazoa, Chordata, Chondrichthyes, Rajiformes, Rajidae. The record is from RefSeq and is a predicted model, not a curated record. The coding region runs from base 1 to 1956 and encodes 651 amino acids.
AUGGGUCAAACGCAGGCAGGCACGCAGGUGCGGGCAAGUAUUGAAGGCGCAGAAAUUCUCCAUAGAGAUUUCCUACGAAAUUGGAGUAAGAAUCUGAGAGUUGUGUACACAGGAGACGGGCAAACGGCCGGGACACGCUUGUUUGAUGACUUCUACACUGACCUGAGGAUUACUGGCGCAUCACCAGAGGGAAUGCCCCUUGGAAAUGAUGGGGAAACCAAUGAAGAUGUGGAUCCACAUCAACUACUGAAACGCAACAACGCUGAGACAGAGGAGACCUCCACCAUCUUGGUGCGGGGAACAGCCGGGAGUGGAAAAAGCACCCUGAUACAGAAGAUAAUCCAUGAUUGGGCCACCAAGAAUAAAUAUAAGGAGUUCAAAUAUAUAUUUUAUUUUAAGCUUCAAAUGUUAACAGCCAUCAAAUGUGUGACAAACUUAAACACCCUGGUCCUUGAAUCUUAUCCAUAUCUGGAAAAUCAUCUGGAAUAUCUUUGGAAGGACCCUAAAGCCAUAUUGUUCAUCUUUGAUGACUUAGAUCAAUAUGAACAAGGCAGUAUCUUCUCAGAUGACAAGGGAAAUGGGCAAUGUAUCGAUCCUCAUUCCUUCGAAUUUGUGCCUGACAUCCUGACCUGCCUCAUUCAGGGUAGGUUGGUCAAAGGGUGCCACAUAUUGGUCACCACACGUCCAUGGGGACUUGGGGCACUGCAGGAGACACCUGCAAAGCCAACCUUCUAUCUCACAGGAUUUACUCAGGAAAAAGUCAAGGAGUAUUUCUACCGUCACUUUGGAGAUAAGGCGAAGGCAGAACAGUUGGUGCAACUACUUGAAGCAAAUGAUACAUUGGGUACAUUGUCUGUCAACCCUCUGUUCUGUUCCGUUCUCGCCUCAUUGCCCGAGUGGUCACAAGUUGGAGAAUUUCCAAUAUUGGCCAUGGCCAACACCCCGGUGUUCUCCGCCUACAUCACAAGUCUUCUUCUCACCUGCGGAUACGAUGCCCAAAAGUCUCGGCAAGGUUUGAUGAACUUGGGCGAAGAGGCUUACAAGAAAAUCACCAAUAAAAAAUUUGUAUUUGAAGCCCUCGAAGUGAAUCAGUAUCUUCCCAAUUUCUCAUCUGCGUUCAUGAUGGAGGUGCCAGGCAAACAUGAUCGUGGGGUUGUCUACAAAUUCAGGUACCCCAUUUUCCAGAACUUUGUUGCUGCCCUUGUUAAAAGCCGAAACACCCCAGGAAUUUCCCUAAAAAUGUUGUUAAAUGAAGGUUACACGGCGACAGAUGAUAGAUUCAACAUCUUCUCCAGGUUUCUGGUGGGUCUCUCCUCACGGAGGUCAAUCAAUUGGCUGGAGAGAAUAUUGGGCUCGAUUUCACCCGACGCCUCAUCUUCCAUCGCCGACUGGAUCAAAGAAUGUGUGAAAAAGCUCCAUUCCAACUUGGCCGGAAAGUUGGCCCAGGGCCAGUUCUUGAAUAUACUGCACUGCUUGUUUGAAUUCGGAGACCCUCAGUUGACCACCGAGGCAUUGGAACCCGUGAGGACCAUAAAAUUCAAUCAAUGUUCCCUCAACACGUUCGACUGUGUGGUUUUAUCGAGGACAUUGAUCUGCUGUGGACCCAUUGAGGAACUGGAUCUCAGCUCAUGCGGCGUAAAACGGGAGGGAAUACGAUAUCUACAACCCGUGUUGUACAAGUGUAAAGUGCUCAGGCUAAAAUCCAACCAACUUACAGACGACUGCAUAGAAAGUCUAAUCUCCGUCGUUCAAACCAACCGUUCACUGAUGUUGUUGGAUCUGAGUAACUGCGAUCAGGACAAGCACAAAAGGAAUGAAUCCAUGGCCGAAAUACUGAAGGCUCGUGUACAGAAUUGCGGGCUGCAACGAGAAAUCAGAUGGCUACAGCAUGCAGAUACUGAAGAGAAAGAUCCAAAUCUGGACAAGGCAUCGAAUAUCUUAUGGAUCAUCACAUAA